Molecule: messenger RNA, 1713 nt
Organism: Sporothrix brasiliensis 5110
Lineage: Eukaryota; Fungi; Ascomycota; Sordariomycetes; Ophiostomatales; Ophiostomataceae
Product: MFS transporter
Exons: 1
Coding region: 1-1713 (570 amino acids)
Biological process (GO): transmembrane transport
Cellular component (GO): fungal-type vacuole membrane
Molecular function (GO): transmembrane transporter activity
Source: RefSeq, a predicted model, not a curated record
AUGAUCACAAGCUCCAUUCGCUAUGUUUACCGCGAGUCCGGGUUGGCGUCCGUCUUCAACACGGGCGCCGACGCCUGGAUCAUCAUCCUCGCCCGCACGUGCCGCAUGUUCGCCUACGGCGCCAGCGCCCUCGUCCUGGCCCUCUUUUUCGCCGAGCUCGACGUCUCGGACGAGCGCAUCGGCCUUUUCAUGACCUUGACACUCGCCGGCGAUGUUGGUCUUUCUCUUCUCCUGACCCUCGUGGCCGACCACGUUGGCCGCCGCCGCACGCUCAUGUUCGGCUCCGUGCUCAUGAUUAUGUCCGGCACCACGUUUGCUCUGUGCGAGAACUACUGGUUACUGCUGGUGGCCGCCGUGGCGGGCGUCAUUAGCGCUACCGGUGGUGACUUUGGUCCCUUCCGUGCGGUCGAGGAGUCGAUGCUCUCUGAGCUGACCAACCCAAACACAAGGGCCGACGUGCUCGUGUGGUACGUGACCACGUCUGCGCUGGGGUCGGCUGUCGGCACGGAGGUGGCCGGCCGCGCCGUGCACUAUCUCAACAGCGACAGUGCAGCUGGGGGCUUGGGCUGGCCGCUGCGUCAGGCGUACCACGCUUGCUACUGGGCCUACGCGGCCAUGGGCAUUCUCAACCUGGUGCUGAGCUUGAUGCUGUCCACCAAGUCCGAACUGCAGCACCGGUCCAUCGAGGACGCCGAUACUGUCGUCGCUGACAAUGACUCAACCAGCGACAUCCAAUUGUCACCGAGACCUAGCAGCGGCCGCCACACGCCUCGGGCGACAGCUACGCCGGGAAGAAGCAGUAGCAGUAGCGCCACUGUAGUCGAUGAUAGCGAAGAAGGCGGUCUGUCCGGGGGCAACGCCGGCAGCAACGACCACGAAGACGACGAUAGCGAUUUUGGUGGCGAGGGAGAUCCCCUGGCUCACCCUGGGACAAAUUCAACUCCGCCCCAAUCUGCACGCGCCAAAGCCCCCGGCCGCUUCAGCCAGAUCUCCAAAAAGACGCGCUCCAUCAUGUACGGUCUCUGGUUCCUGCUCAUGGUCGACUCGCUCGCCGAUGGUAUGGCCAGCAUUGCCUUGACCUCGUACUACAUGGACAGCAAAUUCCACAUGGGCAAGGACUCGCUCGGCAACAUUCUGUCCAUCAGCUACUUGCUCGCUGCCUUUUCGUCCGUGUUUGCAGGUCCGCUCUCCCGCUACAUUGGCCUCAUCAACACCAUGGUCUUUACGCACGUGCCCUCGUCCGCUGCCGUCCUCUUGUUUCCCCUGCCGAGCAGCAUCGGCCUGACGUACGCCCUUCUCCUGCUGCGCAUCGGUCUCAACAACCUCGACCAGGCCCCCCGCGCCGCUCUCAUUGCGGCCGUUGUCCGUCCCGAAGAGCGCACUGCUGUCCUCGGUAUUACCAGUCUGCUGCGCACUCUGGCCUCCACCACAGGCCCUACGGUGACCGGCUUCCUCGCCGGCAGUGGCCGCUUCUGGAUCGCAUUUGUGGUGGCCGGCGCGCUGCGCCUCGCGUACGACUUUGGUCUUUUUGCCAUGUUUGUCAACAUCCGCCUCUACCAGUACGAGCCGACAACGCCACCCAAAGAAGCGUCGUCGAACAGAAGUACCUCUGCGUCGGCCAACGACACCCACGGUGACUACAGCAGCGUCCCGGGCCACCCGGACACGUUUGUGCUCGACGAGGAAGAGAGCAUCACGGGAGACAACAGGUGA